UUGCUCUUCUCUAACAUGGCGGAUACGAAAAAAGCCCCUGAAGAAAAAUUCAAAAAAAAGCUCGAGAAGAAGCCAAAGAAGGAGCCAAAAGAUGCAUCCAAGAAUAUAAUGCGUGAAGUCCGAAUUCGGAAGUUAUGCUUAAAUAUCUGUGUAGGCGAGUCUGGUGAUCGCUUGACGCGUGCUGCCAAGGUCUUGGAACAACUGACUGGUCAGCAACCAGUGUUUUCCAAAGCUCGGUAUACAGUACGUUCAUUUGGUAUCCGUCGUAAUGAAAAAAUAGCUGUACAUUGUACUGUACGUGGCGCUAAAGCUGAAGAGAUUCUGGAGCGUGGUCUAAAGGUGCGGGAAUAUGAAUUAAAGAAAGAAAACUUUUCUGGUACUGGAAACUUUGGUUUCGGGAUUCAAGAACACAUUGACUUGGGAAUCAAAUAUGAUCCUAGUAUUGGUAUCUAUGGCUUAGACUUCUACGUUGUACUUGGAUAUUUUUUUCGAAGCGUCCAGGAUUUAACGUAGCACACAGAAGAAGAAAAACUGGUAAGGUUGGUUUUCAACACCGUCUUACCAAAGAAGAUGCCAUGAAAUGGUUCCAGCAAAAAUAUGAUGGUAUUAUUAUAGCUGGAAAAAAAUAAUAUGUAUAUUGUAA
This is a messenger RNA of Trachymyrmex cornetzi, 643 nucleotides long. Its product is annotated as 60S ribosomal protein L11-like. The coding region runs from base 16 to 513 and encodes 165 amino acids. Gene Ontology annotation, cellular component: ribosome. Gene Ontology annotation, biological process: translation. The transcript has 5 exons. Lineage: Eukaryota; Metazoa; Arthropoda; Insecta; Hymenoptera; Formicidae. The record is from RefSeq and is a predicted model, not a curated record. Gene Ontology annotation, molecular function: structural constituent of ribosome.